Messenger RNA from Daldinia loculata, 1920 nucleotides. Its product is annotated as Adenylosuccinate synthetase. The transcript has 6 exons. Bases 170 to 1444 code for a protein of 424 amino acids. Lineage: Eukaryota; Fungi; Ascomycota; Sordariomycetes; Xylariales; Hypoxylaceae. Gene Ontology annotation, molecular function: adenylosuccinate synthase activity; GTP binding. Gene Ontology annotation, cellular component: cytoplasm. Gene Ontology annotation, biological process: 'de novo' AMP biosynthetic process; IMP metabolic process. The record is from RefSeq and is a predicted model, not a curated record.
CCUAUUACUAGAGUAUACCUCGUAGUUUUACUCCACUGUCCCUCCAUGAAGCUCAAUUGCCAUUGCUAUUAUAACAAGAUAAAUACCCGAGACGUGAAGUCCGGUUUGUCUCCCUGUUGUCGUUUGUCUUCGUUCACGCGCUACAUUCUGUUAAAGAAACUUUCCCACCAUGGCUACGAUCGUAUUGGGUGUUCAAUGGGGAGAUGAAGGAAAAGGCAAACUUUGCGAUAUCCUCAGCUCCGAUGUUCAGAUUUGCGCUAGAGCCACCGGCGGGCGAAACUGUGGUCACACUGUUGUUGCUGCAGGAGUAUCAUACGACUUCCACAUGCUGCCAUCGGGACUCCUUCAUCCGUCAACAAUAAAUAUAAUUGGACCUGGUGUUGUCCUGCACGUACCUACUUUCUUCUCCGAGCUUGCUAGCAUCGAAGCGAAAGGAGUCGUAAAUGCCCAACAGAGACUUAAAGUCUCAACGCGUUGCGCACUAAACCUUGAUCUUCAUGCAGCCGUGGAUCGUCUUCACGAAGUGCAGCUUGGCAAGAAGAACAUAGGCACCACAGGUAAAGGUAUUGGCCCUGCUUACAGCUCCAAGGCCGAGAGAAGCACCGUACUUCUCGCCGAUCUUCUUGACAAUGAUGAAUUCGGAGACCGAAUCAGGGCAACGGAGAAGGAUUACAAACUAAGAUUCGGCGGGGACUUGGCCGGAUAUGACGUCGAGGCGGAAAUCAAAGAGCUCGAGAACUUCCGUGAGAAACUCCGCCCCUUUUCCGUAGACGAUGUCGAAUUCCUCGAGGAGGCCCAGGAAAAAGGACAAAAGAUCCUCGUCGAAGGCGCGCAAUCAGCCCUGCUAGACAACACGUACGGAACCUGGCCCUAUGUAACGUCGACAACCACCACGUUCGGCGGUGUAAUGGCUGGGUUGAACCUCAACUACCGAAAGGUACACUCCGUCAUCGGCGUCCUGAAGGCGUACUGCACGCGAGUCGGAUCCGGCCCAUUCCCCACGGAAGACUUCGGCGACGUCAGCACCAAGCUCCAAGAAAUCGGACACGAGUUCGGCGUGACCACGGGACGCAGACGCCGCUGCGGCUGGCUGGAUCUAGUCUCGGCAAAGUACUCGAACAGCGUCAACCACUACGACUCCUUAAAUCUCACCAAACUCGACGUCCUCGAUACAUUUGAAGAGAUACAGGUAGCGGUAGCUUACAAGCAUCCCGAUACCGGCGAGCUCAUCAAAGGUUUCCCCGCCAGCGCGAAGCUCCUGUCCAGAGUCGAGGUCGUAUAUAAGACCAUGAAAGGCUGGAAUACCACGACGACCGGCACCAAGAACUUUGAAGACCUGCCCAAGGAGGCCCAGGACUACGUCACAUUCAUCGAAGACUUCCUCGGCGUCAGGGUCAAGUGGAUUGGAUGCGGACCCAGGCGAGAAGACAUCCUAACUCGCUAAUUCUGCAGCAAUUCCAUUUUAUAACAUCAGUUUCUUCCUGUUCCCCACCUACGUAACCCGAUAGACUACGGUUCAUAGAAAGUCAGGAGGCAGUGUCAGGUAUCCCCUUCACAAAAACAGUGAUUUCUUUAUCUAACUUACAGGUUUACUUAUAAAAAGUAUUUCUCUGGGAGAUCGGCUCGCUGAAUUUAUACCAGAAAAUAGCAUCCCGGAAUCAUCUAUCGUGAGAGCAAGUAUUCUUAUAACUAGAUCUUAUGACUAGAUCCGAGCUUAACAAUGAAUUGGUAGAGGGGCGAAAAUUGGGGUGGUGGGAUAGCCUAGAUGGUUAGCGAGGAGUUUAUUCGACUCGGCCGAGACAACUUGAGAUUGACAAUCUCAGAGGAUUCUUAGUUAUUUAGGUAAUAGAGAAGGUGUCUCGGUAUUUGUAGUUUGUUGUCCUGUUCAUUGCCCUAAAUUUGCGUGUGGGCAAUAAUAAC